AUGGAGCCCGCGCAGCAGCGAGCGGCAGAAGCCCCGGCGGCGGCGGCGGGAAGCGGGCCCGGGGAAGCGGAGAGCGGCUCUCCGGGCAGGAGAAGCCAGGCGGAGAGCGGCGCGGAGCCGUCGGGCGGCGGCGGGCAGUUGGACGGCAAAGCGGCCGGCGGCCCGCGGCGGAGGCGAGGGGGAGCCGGCGGCUUCGCUCCCCCCGCGGCGCUGGCGGCCAGCGGGACUCCGGCGGCCCCCGGCGGGGCCGGCAGCGCCAACUCCCUGCUCCUGCGGCGGGGGAGGCUGAAGAGGAACCUCUCCGCCGCCGCCCCCUUGCCCGCCGGCGCCCCGGCGCCCUCGCUGGGCACCCGCAGCUUGGACAGGAAGGCGCUGCUGCUUCUGAAGCCGCCCCGGCAGCUGCAGCCCCUACAGCCCCCGGAGCGGGACUGGGUGCGGCGGGACCUGCAGCGGGGCUGCGUCCACGUCUACGAGCGGCACAUGAACUGCUACCUGCGCCCGGUGCUCUGCACCCUGGAGACCACGGCGGCUGAAGUGGCCGCCCGGUUGCAGCAGCUCGGCCACCGGGGCGGCAGCAGUGUGGUGCGAGUGCUGGGCAAAGCGGGCGCGCCGCCGCCGCAGCCCGUGCCCGAGCCGCCGGCGGGCCCCACCGAGGCGCCGCCCGAGCCUGCGGCCGAGGGGCUGCGGCCGCCGCCGGAGGAGAGGCCGAGGAGCCGGCGGGGUACCCGGAGCGGGCUGUCCGGAGGAGGCUGCGGAGAAACGGCGCGGCCCGACCGGCUGCCGCUGGGCAGCGGCGCCGAGGAGAGCGACUUGGCCGGCGGCCGGCCGAGCCCGGCGCCCUCCGACCUCAGCCCCGGGGCGCCGCCGGCCGAACUGUACCUUCUUCAGCCCCAGCGCCGAGAGCGUCUCUGA
Lepidothrix coronata (blue-crowned manakin) is the source of this 912-nucleotide messenger RNA. RefSeq names its product PH domain leucine-rich repeat-containing protein phosphatase 1-like. Bases 1 to 912 code for a protein of 303 amino acids. The record is from RefSeq and is a predicted model, not a curated record. The transcript has 2 exons. NCBI's taxonomy places the organism in Eukaryota, Metazoa, Chordata, Aves, Passeriformes, Pipridae.